Messenger RNA from Orbicella faveolata, 2053 nucleotides. RefSeq lists its product as uncharacterized. Lineage: Eukaryota; Metazoa; Cnidaria; Anthozoa; Scleractinia; Merulinidae. Gene Ontology annotation, molecular function: RNA polymerase II general transcription initiation factor activity; protein binding. The record is from RefSeq and is a predicted model, not a curated record. Gene Ontology annotation, cellular component: transcription factor TFIID complex. Gene Ontology annotation, biological process: transcription initiation at RNA polymerase II promoter.
UUUUGUGAAGGAAUAAGCAGUUAAAGUUAAUAUUGUUUUAGAAUCUUUAACCACCCUGGUUUUAGCUUCUUAUAGUGCUUCUUGUUGUAACUAUGUAAAUUAUUAAAUAAUCUAAAUCUUGACAGCAGUGAAAAUGGAGAUGAAACUUCAAAGACUGUACAUGUGAGAGAAUUGACUAACUGGAGGAACGCUGGUAUAACUGGAGGCCUAACCUUUUGUACGCUGGAUUACGAUGGCGGCUGCUGCCCCUUCACCCCUGGCUAGCUCUGUGGAGAAGACAAAUGGAGCCAAGCUCAGCAGACUUCUCAUUGAUGGUGGAUCAACGGUUCUUAGGAGGAUUUUCGACUGUCAUCAUCCCCCAGCAAGUCUGUUGGCUGAUCUCAAUGCAAACUAUCACACUCUCAACAAUCUCUUAAGGAGGAGGGUUUUACGUAAACCUCAGUGGGAGCUACUGUUCUCACCUGGUGGGGCCACACCAGACUCCAACACAUUUGACAUUACUUUGUUAUUCCUCCUUCUAACCAACAUUUGUGGACUCGCCCCUCCCCCCUCGGGUUGGCACACUAAGCCACCCAUUAGUGACACCUCUGUUGAGGCAAACCUUGCUCGCAUCAAGUUUUUCCGCAAUAAGUUGUACGGUCAUGUUACCACUACUGGUAUUAAUACACCUACUUUCUCUGCUCUUUGGCUGGAGAUUAGUGAUGUUCUUGUUGUUCUUGGCUUCCCUCAGGCGGAAAUUGAUCGAUUGAAAGCAGAGCGUUGUGGAGAGGAAGACUUUAUUGACGUGUUGUUUGAGUGGGCUGACAGUGAGGAGGACAUCAAGUCACAGCUGAAGGACAUACGUCAGUAUCAGAGCAAAGUACAUCAAGCUGUUGAUGAAGUGCAUCUGACUCAACUAGAAGAUCGUAGAAUACUUCUGGGUAGGAAGAGGAAGUUGGAAGAAGUACUUCAGUUAGAGACCAAAACACAGCAGACUGUUGAUGAAGUACGUCAAUCCCAGAUCAAAACACAGCAAACUGUUGAUGAAGUAUGUCAGUCCCAGACCAAAACACAACAAACUGUUGAUGAAGUACGUCAGUCCCAGACCAAAACACAGCAAACUGUUGAUGAAGUUCGUCAGAACCUACUAGAAGAUCGUGGGACAAUUCAAGAUAGCAAUAUGAAGCUGCAAGAAGUAUUUCAGAUCGACAAAAAAACACAUCAAGUUGUCACAAAUGUUCGUGAAACUCAAACUGAUGACAGCAAAGCAAUUCAGGAAAUUCGUCAUACCCAGCACGAAGUCCAUAAGACACUGCAGGAAACGAAGUCUAGAGUAGAAGAAAUACAGCAGACUCACGAGAAGUUAUUAGGAACCCAAGAUGAACGAUUUGACUGUUUGCGCAAAGAUUUGCAGCAAACAGCUCAAGACUUGGAAGGACAAAGAGAAAAGCACAGAGAAAACGAAAUCCUCAAGAAACUCGCAAAGAUUGAGACCCUGAAAAACGUAAGAUAUCACGCAGACAGAUACGUAGAGGGAACCCGUUUGUCAGUCUUUGCCAAAGUCGAGAGUUGGUUAAAUGACAGAAGUUCCCCAAAUCGUGUGAUGGUGAUCACUGGAAAUGCCGGGAUGGGGAAGUCUGUAAUCUCAGCUGUCAUGUGUGAAAAGAUGCAAGAUGCUGGAAGGCUAGCCGGAAGCCACUUCUGCCAUCAUGACAGGGCGCGCCAGAGGAAUCCUAAGGUGAUGCUACAGUCCUUAGCCAGUCAGCUGUGUGAUUCUCUGCCAGACUACAAGAAAGCACUCGUGGAAAAGUUGUCAAGAAAUCUGGGUGUGGAGAUUAACAACAUGGAGGUGAAGGAUCUGUUCGAAGUGCUGUUUGAGGAACCUCUAGCCAGCUUGAUCGACCCUGGUUUGACCCAUCUGAUGGUAAUAGAUGGAUUGGAUGAAAGCGAAUUCCAAGGAAGAAAUGAGGUACUAGACGUAAUUGCUAAUUACUUCCGAAAUCUUCCACAGUGGAUUCGAUUUCUGGUGACAACGCGACCGGAAAGAAACAUAGCAGAAAAUCUAAAAACAUUG